Messenger RNA from Grosmannia clavigera kw1407, 579 nucleotides. Its product is annotated as pathogenesis associated protein. The record is from RefSeq and is a predicted model, not a curated record. NCBI's taxonomy places the organism in Eukaryota, Fungi, Ascomycota, Sordariomycetes, Ophiostomatales, Ophiostomataceae. The coding region runs from base 1 to 579 and encodes 192 amino acids. The transcript is spliced from 2 exons.
AUGGCCUCUCCCACUGUGAACGGCGUCAAUGGCGUCAACGGAGUCGCCCCGCAAUCCGCCUUUUUCGACCACCUCUGUCAGUAUCCCGUCGUUACCGAUGGCCUGACGUCGAUCCAGAAGAACAAGUACGGCCAACAGACGCUGGCACUUAGCACAUCUGCCCUUGAGACAUUUGAGAGCCUGGCCAAGCCCGUGCUGCCGUAUCUUGCCAAGCCGUACGAGUACGUGUCGCCGUACGUCAAGAAGGUCGACGGUUUGGGAGACCGGACCCUCGACAACUUCGACCAACACUUCCCGGUCGUGCGCAAGCCUACCGCUGAGGUGUACAAGGACACCAAGGACUUUGUGCUGUAUCCCGUGCGCAAGGGCAUCGAGAGCCGCGACCACGUCGUGAGCGUGUAUAACGGCGAACGCAAGCAGAUCAACGGUGAUGGCGUCUUCCCUCUCAGCAAGGCCCUGGCCGUCACGGCCAUAGUCGUCGCCACCGAGACUCUCGGCUGGGUGCGUGAGUAUCUGACUACUGCCACCGCUGCGGCCAAGGAGGUAGUACAGGAGAAGACGGCCAGCGGAACCAACUAG